This is a messenger RNA of Aplysia californica (California sea hare), 5226 nucleotides long. Its product is annotated as casein kinase II subunit alpha. Gene Ontology annotation, biological process: protein phosphorylation. The transcript has 13 exons. Gene Ontology annotation, cellular component: protein kinase CK2 complex; cytosol; nucleus. The record is from RefSeq and is a predicted model, not a curated record. Gene Ontology annotation, molecular function: protein serine/threonine kinase activity; ATP binding. The coding region runs from base 374 to 1522 and encodes 382 amino acids. NCBI's taxonomy places the organism in Eukaryota, Metazoa, Mollusca, Gastropoda, Aplysiida, Aplysiidae.
GAGCACAGGAAGUGACUUGCAACAGCCUCGUUUUGUCAAGGGAGAGUUACGGUCGCCAUCUUGUCGGAAAAGUCUACAAAAUGUAGGGUAAACCCAAACUGACCCAAAGUGAUAGAUCUGUUUACAACUUGAAUACCAUGCUUGUGGGCAUCACAAGCGUGGACUGUGAUCCGGCUGUCAUUAUUUCGACUUCACUAUUGUCUAUAUUUGACUUCUCUUGAAAUUUGAAAGAUACAAUUUUUACUGAUAGACCGCCAUUGAUAUCCUUCGACGCCUAAGUUCUCUCACACUUGAGCACCUAGGAAGAAAUCUUUCAGGGAAAUAUAUUCCGGCAGGGGCCAAGCUUGCCAGGCGAGCUUUUGCAAGUCACAAGAUGCCUUUGCCAAGCAGAGCAAGAGUAUACGCUGAUAUCAACACACACAAACCCAGAGAAUACUGGGACUAUGAAUCACAUGUUGUAGACUGGGGCAACCAGGAUGACUACCAAGUUGUGCGCAAACUAGGCAGAGGAAAGUACAGUGAAGUGUUUGAGGCAGUUAAUGUCACCAACAAUGAAAAGUGUGUCAUCAAGAUAUUGAAACCUGUGAAAAAGAAGAAAAUCAAACGAGAAAUCAAGAUCUUGGAAAAUCUCAGAGGUGGCACUAAUGUCAUCACACUGGUUGCAAUUGUGAAAGACCCAGUGUCUCGAACACCUGCCCUCAUAUUUGAGCACGUCAAUAACACUGACUUCAAGCAACUGUAUCAGACGUUCAUUGACUAUGAUAUACGAUUCUACCUGUAUGAGUUGUUAAAGGCUUUGGAUUACUGCCACAGCAUGGGCAUCAUGCACCGGGACGUGAAGCCUCACAACGUCAUGAUUGAUCACGAGAACAGGAAGCUGCGUCUCAUAGAUUGGGGUCUGGCAGAGUUUUAUCACCCAGGCAUGGAGUACAAUGUUCGUGUGGCCUCGAGAUACUUCAAAGGUCCAGAGCUUUUGUUAGAUUACCAGAUGUAUGACUACUCGUUAGACAUGUGGAGCUUGGGCUGCAUGUUUGCCAGUAUGAUCUUCAGGAAAGAGCCUUUCUUUCACGGUCACGACAACUAUGAUCAGCUGGUGAGAAUAGCCAAGGUGUUGGGCACUGAUGAUCUGUACAGCUACAUAGAAAAAUAUCAGAUUGACCUGGACCCACGCUUCAAUGACAUUUUAGGGAGGCAUUCUCGAAAACGAUGGGAGAGAUUUGUGCACAGUGAAAACCAGCACCUGGUCAGUCCGGAAGCUUUAGACUUUUUGGAUAAACUUCUUCGUUACGACCAUAACGAUCGCCUAACUGCUCGCGAUGCCAUGGACCAUCCAUACUUCUACCCCAUUGUGAAAGAACAAGGGCGAAUGACGACUCUGCCUGGGCACACGUCACCCACUCCUGUUACUGCUGCCGGCCAGAUCGGAGGCUCGUCAGUGACUAGUACGGUGGGCUCCUCCAGCUCCCCAGUGAUGUCCUCCAACAUGACCAUCCCCAACAACGCCGCCAACCCCCAGAGCUAGACCACGGCCGCGCCGCACCGCCCGGCCCUCCUAGACCUCUCUACCCUGCCCUACACCUACGCCCACACAGACACACACUGUAUACACACAGACACACAUGCGUGCACACACACCCACAGACAGACCAGCAUGGGAGGAUCAUGGGGCUGACAGAUGAGGCACUUUGCCGACACCACGACACUUCCAUCUCCUCUGGGUUUUUUUCUCAAUUCAUCUAAUCUUUUUUCUCUCUUUCUCUCUCUUUUACUCUUUCUCUCUCUCGCUCACCACCUCCCUCUUGUUAUCAUCUCCUCAGAGAGAGAGGAAAAGUUGGGAGGAACAGUUCCACUAUGUGUCUGAUCUGAUGAUCAUCCCUCAUGUGUACAUGAUGAUAUGUAACAUAGCUGUUUGACCAUUACGUCUGUUCGCCAUUCUCUCCAUCCUCUUGUCACUUCGCAUGGGUCAGUCAUCCUUUACAUCCAUCUUCCUCUUGUUUUACAUCCAUCCUCCUCAGCACUUGUUUUCUUGUUAACCUCAGUCUCAUCAGCUGCCUGCCUGUAGUGGGCAGUGUAAACAUUGAACAGAUUCCCAUAUAUACAGACCAAUGAUUUUUGUGUCCUGCGACUUGGUCAGAUGAAGUGAAUAAUUGAACAAUUCAUAUCAGUGUCGAAGGGAGGUUGGUCAGGACAGAUGGGUUAGGUGAACAAUUUCUCAGACUGUGUGCCCACUAAUGCGCGAACGCUGGCUUUGAGGUGGGGUGGGGAGGCUUGUUGGUUUAUCUCUCGGAGCCUCUUGUGGUAUUUGUCCUCGUUAUUUAUGGCAUUAGCAUUUUGUAUUAGAACCUUGAUCUAACCUAGCUCAUGAUCCAGAAUUCUGUUAGUUGCUAAACCGCGGGCCACACGUAUAUUUGCAAAAGUGACAGCAAAAUGUUGUCCAGGUAUAUGUUUGCAAGUUGUCAGUGGAGAGCGAGAGAGAAGGAAAGAGAGAGAGGGGCAGGCCAUGGGUGAAGAUGACGGCCUCAUUGAAUGAUAGUGUGUUCUGGUGUCAGUGUGUGUGCGGAUGUACCGGUGUGUUUGUGUGUACCAGGUGUGGUGAUUGUAAGCGUGUGGCUGUAGUAGUAGCAGGUGUGGUGCUUGUCAGUGUUGGACAAGUGGAUGACGGCGGUGCUGAGGCUGGCUUACUUUCUCCUGUAUCAUGUGGCAGUGAUGUCUGACAGGUUCCUUUCUCCUGUCUCAUGAGGCAGUGAGGGCAUGAGGCUAGCCACCAGAAGUCUGUUGUUUGUGUGUGUGUGUUGGUGAUGUGUAGUUAGGGAGAACAAAUGUGUGUUGUGUUCUGGACCUCUUGGUGACGUGCCAGUAUUAUCAGAGUUUGUUUUGUUCACCAUCAUCUUUGUCCCAUCACAGCUGUGGCACGCACCCAUCACACUGCUGCAUCAUGCUUCAUCCACACGCAGACACACACAAACACAUACACACACUGAGUUGUAGCGUGAAAUAUUGCAAUAUAUAUGAAGAUAUACUCGCAAGCCGUGGAAGUGUUGUUUCAUGUCAGCGUUGUUGUUUUCCGUGUGGGUGAGAAAGUGCUUUGAAGAAGGAAGGUUGGUCCUGAAAGAACUUGUGUCCUCCCGGUUGGUAUUUUUCCAGUAGGUAUGUUACCUUUAGUUCCUAGCUGCUUUGGAAACAUGCCCCACAGUAUGUUUUUGUCCUGUGUGUGGCUCGUUUACCUUGGGGCGGUAGCAUCAGGUAGUCCAUAGGUCCUGACCUCCCGGCUACACAGGACUGUCUACUCUGUUGUUUCAGCAUACAAGACAUUUAGUUUUUUUAGAUCUCAGAUGGAUGGAUACAAGAGAGCAGUGAGUUGUGCUGUAUGUGCUGUGUUGUGUUGUUCUGCGUGUUGCAUGUGGUGUGUAGCGGUGCUGACCUGGUUAUCUCUCAGUCCUCCAGAGAAUAUCUUUGUUGUGGAUGGUGGUAGUGUCAGGGGAUGGUCCUGUGAUGGUCUCUGUGCUGAUUGUCUGGUGUUUGAGUCUCUUUCUUAGCUUGAGGACUAUGAGGCCAGGGCUGACUGUGUGUGGCUUGAUCUGGUGUCUCACGUUUUGUAAAGAUGAUUGUUGCAGGUUUUUGUCUUGAAAUUCCCGAAACUAAUCAAUAAAUAUUAACGAUCAAUGCUUUGAGAAUGCUGUUUUUCUUUCCUUUUUUUUUUUUUGGGUGAAAAUUUGUGAAGAGGAAUAGCGUGAAUGAAGCUAUAUAUUGGAAUUUUGACAAAGUGUAGAAGUGUUGUGUCUUUGGGUAUGAAUGUUGUUCCAGUAAGAUGAAAGCGUGAAGUGAAGCUCAGUGACAUUUAUUGACAACUCUAGUUGUGUGUGUGGGCAGCGUGUCUCUGGUGUUCCUGGGGGGAGAGCCGCACAUGUCUUGUACAGAUUCUGUGGCCUGUCUUGUCCGUCUGUCGGAGUGUGUGUGUGGCAGGCCCUGUGUUGGCUGUCCACGGCACAAGUUCAGGAUCUAACAGCUGAGAGAGUGCGAUCAGGCGGAGAUCUCGGAACUUCCCUUUCAGCUGCUGACACCACCGAGUCGUCGUUCUUGUCAGUUUCUUGAGUGAAUUCUCAGCUGGGAAAUUGUGUCCUCCUUGUGCUGAAUGAGCUUACUUAGUGUAUGUUUAUGUACAGAUACUUUGCUUGAGUCGGAGGCUCACCGAUUAUUUAUUUUAGUCUCAUCAUCUAAUUCAGGUUGCAACUUACAUUGGCAGCUUAGUGGAGGAGGUUACAGGAUGUGCGUGCUUUGUCUCGGGUCGUGUCCUGGGGUGAAAGAACUGGCCAUGGUUUUGUCUGCCACGAAUUUGAGUUGCUCUGGAGAGACCUACAGUCAGUGCCACCAGGUGGCCCGCCAGUUUUUCUUCUUCUUCUUCUUCUACUCUUCGCCAAUUGUGUUUCUUUGGCAAUGAUUACUCGUUCUCAUUUGAAUCAACUGGAAGAGGGAGAUGUACUGACUGGUAUCCCCCCCACGAGUGGCAGACUGAGACAAUGUGUGUAUUGUGAGAUGCAUUCUCUCCAAGAUGAAGCUUUUAUAUCCACUCAUCUGUAUGAUUUUCUUUUGUUUUAAAAGUUCAUUACCGUACUCAGUAACCGUGAGAUGUUCAUUGAAGUCUGUAUUAUAAUUUUAUGUGUUUUGUGAAGUUUUGAGAUGAAGGCACAACCAUUAGCGUUUAUAUAUAUACAGUACCGUACGAUGAUGACGUUUGGAUUACCCAGUAACAUGCAUGAAGGUUUAUCACUCUGGAAGGGCACAACAUAAGCUUUUCAACUGUGUUUCUUCCAGUUCCUUCUUCGAGGUUCUGCGUUUGCUAACUUUGUUCUAGGGCUAAUAAAUUAUAAAUAAAGCCACUUGUUGUGCUGGGGGGUAAUCUGGGUUGUAUUCCCCUCCCCCCUGCCCUGUUGUGUGCGUUAUUUCCCCCUCAUGUCUUGUGAGGACUGACCGAAUGGUGGAAGCACAUGUUUGUAGUUGACAAGUUUCAGUAGUGUGAUAGGGAUGCUAGGGAGAGCUGUGACGUGACUGAGGAUUACGCCUUGUGCUCUGGACCACCUCCAUCUCUCUCUUGUAUUGUUUUCUUCUUUUUUUAAAAAUAAAAAAACUAGGAGAGUGCUGCAUUCAAAAGUGGCCGUGUUUCUGUAUAUGUGGUUAUGUCACUUGUUACUCAUGUCAAUCUGCGUAAUAAAAAGUACGAAAAUAUUA